Molecule: messenger RNA, 984 nt
Organism: Callorhinus ursinus (northern fur seal)
Lineage: Eukaryota; Metazoa; Chordata; Mammalia; Carnivora; Otariidae
Gene: SPATA46
Product: spermatogenesis associated 46
Biological process (GO): fertilization
Cellular component (GO): nuclear membrane
Source: RefSeq, a predicted model, not a curated record
CUCGAAUCUCUUCCUCAGCCCUGAGCACUUUUCCCGACAUUAUGUCCUCACGUGCCACCAGCUUGCCAGGUAAACUCUGGUGCCACUAGGGCCACAAAAAUGUGGUUUUUUUUGAAGCUUUUAAUUGAGCACUCUACCAGAUCAUGUUACAGGACUACGAUUUAGUGAGAAUGUCAAAUUAUACAUGGGGAGAAAAUAAUUUUUCAAAAUGCUGCAUUCAUGACAUGGCAAAGACGGCAUUACCCACCGAGGGGGCCAGCCCAGCUCAGGCCCUGCCAGCCCAGUACCACAGGAGCGCCUUCCGGCUUGGGGUACGGAACACGGGGUUCUCUCCAGAGCCCACCCUUUCCUCCGCAGACUGCAUUUUGGGGGACCCUCAGAACAGGAAGCAGCUGAGGCGGAACUGCACCAUCUACCGGCCCUGGUUCUCCCCUUACAGCUACUUUGUGUGCACAGACCAGGAGAGCCACCUGGAGGCCUACAGCCUCCCAGCGGUGCAGCGGGACGAGGGCAGGGGGGACAGCUGCCUUCCGGAGGACUUGGCCGAGAGCCUCUGCUCACCGUCUUCCUCCCCGGAGAACACCUGCCCCCGAGAGGCUACCAAGCAGUCCCGGCCCGGCCUGGACUCCACGGACUACAUCACGUCCCAGGACAUUCUCACGGCCUCCAGGUGGCACCCGGCCCUGCAGAGCGGCUACAAGUGUGCAGCCUGCUGCCGCAUGUACCCCACUCUGCACUCCCUCAAGAGCCACAUCAAGGGGGGCUUCAGGGAGGGCUUCAGCUGCAAGGUGUACUACUGCAAGCUCAAAACCCUCUGGGGCAAGGAGCAGAAGGCCCGGCCAGGAGACAGGCUCUCCUCGGGCGGCUGCCAGGCCUUCAAGUAGCCCGGCUGGAGGGCCGCAGCUGUCCUGUUAGCGGACAUCUCAGGGAAAGAGGGGUUGAAGCCUAGUUGUGUCUACAGAGAGAUGUCAAUAAACCGAAGUU